CCUCGGUCUGUGCUUCCGGUUGCUCCCCCGGCCCCCGAGACCUCGCGGCGGGAGUAGUGAGCCGGGCAAGGGGUGCUGCCACCCCGCCCCUGGGCGUUGGGCCUAGAAAUCGCUAGCCAUGGACCGGGAUCUUCUCCGGCAGUCAUUGAAUUACCACGGGCCGUCAUUGCUCUCCCUGCUCCGGAGCGAACAGCAGGACAAUCCGCACUUCCGGAGCUUGUUGGGGUCUGCCGGGUUGGCGGAGCCUGCCCGGGGCCCGCCUCUCCAGCAGCAGAUUCAGGGCAGAAAAGAGAAGAGAGUUGACAACACUGAAAUACAAAAAUUCAUUUCCAAAAAAGCUGAUCUGCUUUUUGCACUUUCUUGGAAGUCAGAUGCACCUGCAACUUAUGAAGUUAGUGAAGAUAGUGAAGAUCAUUAUGCAAUCAUGCCACCUUUAGAGCAGUUCAUGGAGAUACCUACUAUGGAUCGGAGGGAACUGUUUUUCCGAGAUAUUGAGCGUGGUGAUAUAGUGAUUGGAAGAAUUAGUUCCAUUAGGGAAUUUGGAUUUUUCAUGGUGUUGAUUUGUUUAGGCAGUGGCAUCAUGAGAGAUAUAUCACACUUAGAAAUCACAGCUCUCUGUCCAUUAAGAGAUGUGCCAUCUCACAGUAACCACGGGGAUCCUUUAUCAUAUUACCAAACUGGUGACAUCAUUCGAGCUGGAAUCAAGGAUAUUGACAGAUACCAUGAAAAACUAGCAGUAUCUUUAUAUAGCUCAUCUCUUCCACCACACCUGUCUGCUAUUAAAUUAGGUGUAAUUAGUUCUGAAGAACUUCCAUUGUACUACAGGAGGAGUGUUGAACUAAGUAACAGUUCUUUGGAAUCCUAUGAAAAUAUCAUGCAGAGUUCCUUGGGAUUUGUUAAUCCUGGAGUAGUUGAAUUCCUUCUAGGAAAACUAGGAAUAGAUGACACUAACCCUCCAUCUUUAAUGAGAGGCCUACAAAGCAAAAACUUCUCUGAGGACGAUUUUGCUUCUGCAUUAAGAAAGAAACAGUCUGCAUCUUGGGCUUUAAAAUGUGUGAAGAUUGGAGUUGAUUAUUUUAAAGUUGGCCGUCAUGUCGAUGCUAUGAAUGAAUACAAUAAGGCACUGGAAAUAGACAAAGAAAAUGUGGAAGCUUUGGUAGCUCGUGGAGCAUUAUAUGCAACAAAAGGAAGUCUUAACAAAGCAAUAGAAGAUUUUGAGCUUGCACUGGAAAACUGUCCAACUCAUAGGAAUGCAAGAAAAUACCUCUGCCAGACACUUGUAGAAAGAGGAGGCCAGCUAGAAGAAGAAGAAAAAUUUUUAAAUGCUGAAAGUUAUUAUAAGAAAGCUUUGGCUUUGGAUGAGACAUUUAAAGAUGCAGAGGAUGCUUUGCAGAAGCUUCAUAAAUAUAUGCAGAAAUCUUUGGAAUUAAGAGAAAAACAAGCUGAAAAGGAAGAAAAGCAGAAAACAAAGAAAAUAGAAACAAGUGCAGAAAAGUUGCGUAAGCUCUUAAAAGAGGAGAAAAGGCUGAAGAAGAAAAGAAGAAAAUCAACUUCCUCUUCAAGUGUUUCCUCUGCUGAUGAGUCAGUUUCUUCAUCAUCCUCCUCUUCUUCUGAUCACAAAAGGCAUAAGAAACAUAAGAGGAACCGCUCAGAGUCUUCUCGCAGUUCCAAAAAGCAUUCAGCUAAAGCAUUCUCAAAUCAGAUAGAUCAGAAUAAGAAAGAUGACUCUUACCCAGUUCCAGCCAAUACUUCAGCAUCUUUUCUUAACCAAAAACAAGAAGUGGAAAAACUACUGGAAAAGCAGGAUAGGUUACCAUAUCAAAAGAAACAGGUAAAAGAGAAAGAUAGAUGCACUCUCUCUUCAUCUGCAGUUGAAAUUCCGGAUGAUUUUGGAGGUAGGUCUGAAGAACCAAGAGAUUUUUAUAAUAAUUAUAAAACUCAGGCAGGUAGUAGCAAAACAGAAAAGCCAUAUAAGUCAGAAAGACAUUUUUCUAAUAGAAGAGAUUUCUCAGAUUCCUGGUACAGGAAUUCAGAUGACAAGUUAAAAAUUCAUGGUUACAAAAGAUUUGAAAAAGAUACUGAGGGAAGAAAAGAGCAUUAUAGGAGGUGGGAUUCAUCCUCCAUGAGGUAUUCUUCUUCCCCAGCAAAUUCAGACUACUCUUGGAAGUCAGUUGAAAAAUAUAAAAAAAACAGUUAUUCUGGAUCACGUGAUUUCAGCAGACAUGAACAAAGAUACCAAUUAAAUAAAAAUCAAGAAUAUGAAAGAGAGGAUAAUUAUGGGGAAGAUACUAAAACAGAGGUUCCAGAAAAAGAUGAACUAAAUAGCAAAGAACAAUCAGAAAGUGGAAUUAAAAAAAAUUUACCUCAGAAUUUACUAAAUAUAUUUAAUCAGAUAGCUGCAUUUGAAAAGGAAAAAGGAAAUAAGCCAAAAAAUUAAUAUGCCAGGGAAUAUGGCACCAUUUUAUUAAAAGCUGCUGAUAAAAGUUUUGGGUCUUAGUCCAAAUAACCCAGUUCAGGAAUCUGCUCAAGUUAUUUUAUUUGUAGAGAUUGCAAAAAAGCAAAUAAAUGUUUUUUUAGCUUUUCUCAAGUACAUUUGUUUUAGUUGUAGCUUGCCUUUCCACAGCUUUAUGUGUUUUGUAUGUUUGUGUAUAGUAUUUCCUUCUUUGGAUGAUUUAAAUUUCACUGAUCAGUAACUCAAAAUAUUGUUUCUUCACUGUACUAUGGUGUAUAAGAAUUUGAGUCCACCCUCCUACUGUUUGAUAGAAAAUUAAAUUUAUACAUUGAAUGCAUGGAUCGUGUUCAUCAAAAUUUCUUUUUCCUGUUAAAAACCCUUGGCUUUUGAAAGAA
Molecule: messenger RNA, 2847 nt
Organism: Condylura cristata (star-nosed mole)
Lineage: Eukaryota; Metazoa; Chordata; Mammalia; Eulipotyphla; Talpidae
Gene: TTC14
Product: tetratricopeptide repeat domain 14
Exons: 12
Coding region: 119-2437 (772 amino acids)
Molecular function (GO): nucleic acid binding; protein binding
Source: RefSeq, a predicted model, not a curated record